AUGGCGAAACGGAAGCUCAUCGUCGUCGUGCAGGCCUUUGCGAUUGGCAUGCUGCUUUUCAGCUUGCUGGUUUCGUAUGAUCUUUUCUCCGGGAAAGAGUACUUUAACAACGCCUACAAACAGUUCCGAAAGCCGGCACCCACCGAAGAAACGCACGGAGCAUCUCCGCAAAAUGGAGAAGAUCGGACGAACUCUACCGCAACAUCGCCGGCUCAAGCCCCGGCUCACACCCCGACGCCCACAACUACACAAUCACCAUCGUCUAGUGGUGACACCGACAGCUCCAAGUUAGCGGGUGGUAAUCCGGAGCAUAUUAAGAGCGCUCCCAAGUACAUCAAUGCUAUUCUCGACCCGGAGGACAAGAACUUCCCCAGGCUAGAUUGCCCCCGGCUCGAUGUCGAGCGUUAUCAAUACCUCAAGCCCACCUCGAAGCUGAAGAAGCCAAAAUUCUUCAUCGCCCUCAACAUCCGCCAGAAGGCCGACCUACUUCCCCGAUUAAUGGGUUCCAUCGUCGAAACUUUGCACUUCUUUGGACCCGAAAAUUGCGUCCUCUCGAUAGUAGAGGGAAACUCUAACGAUGGUACCUAUGAGAUCCUGAAGGAGCUCGCGAGCGAGAUCGAGAAGCUCGGAACCAAGUACCAUUUUGAUCGUAGCGACCUUGACCCGGGUGCCGGCGACCGCAUCAAGAAGCUCGCCGAGCUACGUAAUAUGGCCAUCGCGCCCCUCGUCAACGACCCUCAAAAGUACGCCUCUGACACCACAGUCCUGUUUCUUAACGACGUUGCAAUUUGCCUGGAAGACAUUCUUGAGCUUGCCCACCAGCGCCUCUACUUGUCCGCCGACAUGACGUGUGGUUUCGACUGGACCUACGUCGGCCCAGACCCGACCUUCUAUGACGUCUGGAUCAGCCGCACCAUCGCAGGCGAUUCCUUUUUCGAAAUACCCCCUGACGGUAAUUGGAAUUCGGCUUGGAACAUCUUCUGGAACGAGGAGACAUCUCGUCGACGCUUCUUCGACCACAAGCCGAUCCAGGUCUUUUCUUGCUGGAACGGCGCUGUGGCAAUGACGGCGCGGCCGCUGUUGGACCAGAUUGUUAGGUUCAGGGCACCUACUCAGUCGGAGUGCUUCCAAGGCGAGCCGCAGCUGUUUUGCAAGGACCUGUGGUACAACGGGUUCGGAAAGAUUGCCGUCAUCCCGAGCGUCAACUUGGAAUACAGUGACGACGCAGGCAGGAAAAUUAAGGCGUCCAAGGGCUAUACUAGCCAAUGGGUUGGGGGCGAAGACAAAAUUGAGGACUUCAAACUGGAUUGGAAGGUUGAUCCUCCCGAGAAGGUAAAAUGUAUACCUAGUUAUGACAAACAAACGUUUGAGCCCUGGAACCAGGGUCUAGAAUAA
Colletotrichum truncatum is the source of this 1395-nucleotide messenger RNA. Its product is annotated as alpha-mannosyltransferase cmt1. Lineage: Eukaryota; Fungi; Ascomycota; Sordariomycetes; Glomerellales; Glomerellaceae. The record is from RefSeq and is a predicted model, not a curated record.